Drosophila willistoni is the source of this 1764-nucleotide messenger RNA. RefSeq names its product pancreatic triacylglycerol lipase. The coding region runs from base 564 to 1694 and encodes 376 amino acids. The transcript is spliced from 4 exons. The record is from RefSeq and is a predicted model, not a curated record. Lineage: Eukaryota; Metazoa; Arthropoda; Insecta; Diptera; Drosophilidae. Gene Ontology annotation, molecular function: lipase activity. Gene Ontology annotation, biological process: lipid metabolic process.
UUAAAACUCCACGUCAGACGAAAUAGAUGCCAAACGUGUAAAAUAUUAUUUAUGCAAAAAUGUAUUAAUUGUUUAUUUUUAUAACUUAUUUAUUUUGAACUGCUACAACCCUUGACGAAGAUACAUUUUUUUGGGGAAACCUAAGAAGGAGGGAAAAAGCAAGCAAAAGCGGAAAUUUAACGGAAAUUUAAACUUGGCAUAUUUACAUUUUUUUAAAUGGAUUGGAACAAGAGACACGAUGUUAAAAACUGAGAUUACAUUUUCAAAAAUAUUUUACUACUAACACCAUAGUGGCUGUAACACAGCUCAAUUCAAUUGUGAUGUUUUCACUUUCAAUAUAAUCCAGUUCGAUAUCGACAACUUUCGUUCUUUUUUUGGCACUAGAGUGAAAAGAAAUUAGCAACGUAGGGGUGUGUGUAGGUGUGGGUGCUUACAUAUGUACACAAGUCGUGGCAUUUAAAGCUCUAAGCCUUAAUUAGAUUACAGCCUGUGAUAAUGAGUUACCUUAAAUAGAAGCCAAUUUAAUGAGUAGCUCACAGUUUCGACAACAAGUUUGAGUUGCGAUGAAGCUAAUUUUAUUACUAUCAUUGACGGUGUUUGAUUAUUUUACAGAUGCCAAUCCUGUAGUUGGUUUAUUUGAUCCUGCAUGCUUUGUGGUUAAUAAUACAAUAUGUCCCAAUGAGAAUGUAACCUUUUGGCUCUAUUCAAAAGAAACUGCGGACAAACCCAUUCUGCUAAAUCCGCUAGAAUUGAAUCCUUGGGACUUUAGGCCAACACGUCCACUGAAAAUUCUUGUGCAUGGUUAUACUGGAUAUAGAGAUUUUGCACCUAGCUCAUAUAUACGUCCAGUUUUACUAGAUAAUGAAGAUGUUUAUGUGAUUUCCAUUGAUUAUGGACCUCUGGUUCGCUAUCCAUGCUAUGUACAGGCUGUGAGAAAUGCUCCAUUGGUUAGCCAAUGUUUGGCUCAGCUUAUUAACAAUUUGGUCGAUCAGGGUAUAGUCGAGAAUAGUCAGAUACACAUUAUAGGCUUCAGUCUUGGAUCCCAAGUGGCUGGCCAGACGGCAAAUUAUGUGAGAAGGAAAUUGAAACACAUUACUGGCUUAGAUCCAGCUAAACCAUUAUUCAUAACUGGCAGUAAUUCGAGACGCUUGGAUGCCGAAGAUGCUGAAUUUGUGGAUGUCAUUCAUACCGAUGUUUUUGCUCGCGGCAUGUUACGUUCUAUGGGCCAUGUCGACUUCUAUCCUAACUUGGGACUAACUCAACCCGGUUGUAUGGAGGACAAUCCCAGUGAUCCAUCUAGUUGCAAUCAUGAACGUGCUCCCAUCUACUAUGCGGAAUCGAUCAAUUCCACCAAAGGUUUCUGGGGACGUCGCUGUUCCAGCUGGUUAAUCUAUCUCAUUGGAUUGUGCCCCACCCAAGGACCUCAAGCUGAGAUGGGCUAUCAUGUUGAUAAAGGAAUACAAGGCUCUUAUUUCCUAAAAACCGAUUCUAAAAGUCCCUACGCCUUGGGUAAAACGGACGAUGUCGAUAAUAGUAAAUUUUUGGCCAAGUUUAAGUUAAGCGCAGCCAACAAUGAAAUCGAUCAUGAAUUUGAGCCGCAGGUGGAGGAAAAAAUAGUUGAUUUAAGUGAAAAUGACAUUGAGCUGGAGAAAAAACUCUUUUUGGAAGACAAUUACGAAGAUGAAUUACUUUAAUAGCUUAAUACUUUACACUUGUCAUUGACUUUAGAACUUAAGAAAAUUUUUAUUAAAUAUUUAAAUAUAA